CUUCAUUGCACAAUGAUUUUUGUAUUUACAUCACCUGAUCAAGAUUUGAAAUUACCUUAGCAAUGAAAGUUAACUAACAGCUGGCCAGUCAUAUUACUGUAAUUAUUUACACAUCUUGUACUUUCAAAACUUGAUUUAAUUUUUUCAAGUUGCCUAAAGCAAACAUUUGUUUUUCCAGUUGACGAGUUGAAUUUCGUGUUAUUACCUUGUGAAUUUCUCAGUAUUCAAAAUGACAUUUCUACUUGCAGGAAGGUUAAGAAAAGUGAAUAAUAUGCUAAGCUAUGGCUUGCCUAUUUUUCGAAGGACUGUGGGUUAUGAGACGGCAGACAGGUGGACCAACAUAAUAGGCGACAGAGACAUUGUUGGCUUUGGAAAGGAUGGCUCGCCGGCCUAUUUUGAUGAACCUUCCUUUCCCUGUCCAGCUAUCAGAUUUCAACGCAAUAAUCCUUUCAUGCAGGCAUUGCGUGAAAAGGAAAAGUGUGAUUGGCGAAAUCUGAGCUAUGAUGAGAAGAGAUGCCUGUACCGUGCAAGUUUCUGUCAAACGUACUCUGAGAUGCUGGCCAGCACCGGCGAGUGGAAGCUGAUUCUCGGCUGGAGCCUCAUCUGGACAUCAGUCGCACUUUGGCUCUUCAUGGCACUCAGAUAUUUCUGUGCCCCUCCCUGGCCAAAGAGUGUAACAGAUUACGAAUAUGUCCGGGCGCAGGUGAAGCGAGCCAUAGACAUGGAGUACGGGGUCAUUGAUGGAAUGUCAUCUCAUUGGGACUAUGAGAAAGAAUGCUGGAAACCAGGCUACUCUAAUAAGUACUACUCUGGAGAACCUAAAAAAGAUGAGAAAGGGGAGUCCAAAUCUCAAUGAUAAUAUAAAUGAGAGAAUUGAAUUCUGUUGAAAAUACCAGCUAUUCUGAAUAUUCCGUUUUCUCUCGUUCAAAAUAUUUGGAACGAACAGUAUAUACUGUUAUUUUUUAUAAUAACAUAGACAAAUUUUUAAUUGGAUAUAUUGUCUAUUAUUUGAACAAAGUUUAUGUUAUGUUUGAAGUAAAUUCAGUAUUAAUGGAAAUCAAUAAAUAGAAAUACCUUGCUG
Messenger RNA from Nilaparvata lugens (brown planthopper), 1081 nucleotides. Its product is annotated as cytochrome c oxidase subunit 4 isoform 1, mitochondrial. The transcript is spliced from 4 exons. The record is from RefSeq and is a predicted model, not a curated record. Lineage: Eukaryota; Metazoa; Arthropoda; Insecta; Hemiptera; Delphacidae. Bases 230 to 856 code for a protein of 208 amino acids. Gene Ontology annotation, biological process: mitochondrial electron transport, cytochrome c to oxygen.